AUGUCGACGUCGACGUACGUCAUGACCAAGAUGGGCCUGAUGAAGAAGAAGAGCUCGGUCGACCCGAAGUACUGCCGCCCGCAAGGCCUGUACAGCUCGCACAACCUCAACCUCAAGAAGCUGAAGAAAUUGAUAAUCGCGGGCAAGUUGGCGCCUUGCUACCCGGGGCAGGAAGGGGCGGAGGUGGCGGCGGAGGCGGGGUCCGAUAAGGGCACAUCGCGAGUGAGCGUGGCCAAAGGAACUUACGCGGCGCAGGGUUACGGCGACAUCGUCCUCGACGAGUGCCCAAUCUGCUUCCUCAACUACCCGUACCUCAACGUCAGCCGCUGCUGCAGGGCGUGCAUAUGCACCGAGUGCUUCCUGCAGGUCAAGGCGCCAGCAGAGGGCCAGUCGGUGCAGUGCCCGUUCUGCAAGUCACACGGGUACAGCGUGGAGUUCAGGGGGCAGAAGACGGAGGCUGAGCGCACGGCUCAGCAGAAAGAGGAGGCAGAGGUUGCUGCCGCGGUUGCGAGGAAUCGAGAACACCUACUCGCCGAGGAGCGCGAGCGGGAGAAGCGACUGUUGGAACGGCGGCGAAGCAUGGGAACCGAGGGUCCGAGCACACCGGGGACCCCCGCGCAGGGUGGAGAAAACACCAACGACAACGUCGACGACGUGCACGUCCCCGAGGGUUGGGAGGAAGAAUACGCCGCGAUGACGCCUCAGAGGCCGGACCCCGAAGCCAGGCGGGGUCGAUGGGUCAAUUCACCACCCACACGCGACGAGUUGCGUCGCGCCAGGCACGAGUACCGCGGGAGGAUCUCGUCGAGGCAGCAGGCCGCGCGCGAGGCGGCGGUGAACGAGCGCGAACUGUUGAGGCAGCUCGCGGAUCAAAGGCAGCGGCGGACGCGCUCGGGGCUGAGGCGGCAACGGGAUCACGCCAACGCGAUGGACCCGGCGUACCUGCGCCGCAUACAGGAUUUCGUCCCCGCGCACCUGUUGGACAACGCGCCGGACGAGGCACUGAUGGCGGCGGGUGACCUGGACAUCGAGGACGUCAUGGUCAUGGAGGCGCUCUACCUCUCGUUGCAGGAGCAGGAGCAGGGGGAGCAGAGGGAGAGGGCGCAGCGGCGACUGGCUGACGGGGAGGACACAGAGGUGGCCGCAGCAAUCGCACAGGUCGAGGCGGCAGAACGGGAGCGACAAGACGAGGAGGACGCCCUACCCACCGCAGAAGACAUCGAGGGAGGGAACUUUGACUAUGACGAAGAAGGGGAAGAUGAGGAAGAGGAGGAGGAGGAAGAAGAAGAAGAAGAAGAUGCGGACGACGUUGAGCGCGACCGGGCCUCCGCGGAUGCCGCCGUGGAGGCCAUCACCGCGCUCCGCACGUCGUCCACCGCGAGCCGGCACUCCACGGACCAGUACCUCGAGGAUAUCAGGCGACUGAGGGUGGCCGGAUACGACGAAGAUAUCGACGACGACGACGACGACGAGGAGGAGCGCGACGAGCACGAGCACGAGCACGAGGUUGACGACGAUGACUACGUCAGCCCCGAGAACCUCCUCGCGUCGCCGCCGCGCACCUCCGAGGAUGGGGUGUACGCGUUUGGGAUAUCUCCCGCGGAUGUCCUGUCCGCGACCGCCGACGCGACGGAACGGACGGCGGACGCGCUGGAGCGAAGCGCCGAGGACAUGGACCGCGCGCAUGACGCGCAGGAGGCUUCGCUGCAGCGCAUCCUGCGCACGCUGACCGCCAACGCCGACGCGAUUGCCUCGCUGUCGCGGUCGCGCGCGAGGGAGGCUGCGGCGAGGGAGGCGAGGGAGGAGGUGGAGGCGUUCGUCUCCGAGGAGCUCGAGGCAGAGUUUGAGGAGGAGGAACCCGCGCCGACGCUCUCGCCGGGCGACAGCGAGAGGAGCCUGGGUUCGCAGUUCAAUCCGGGUUCGCAGUUCAAUCCGGUGCAGACGAUUCGUCGCCACUCCUUCACCACCGAUGACAUCGCGGAGACGGUGCCUGGGUGA
This is a messenger RNA of Micromonas commoda, 1998 nucleotides long. RefSeq lists its product with no specific name. The record is from RefSeq and is a predicted model, not a curated record. Lineage: Eukaryota; Viridiplantae; Chlorophyta; Mamiellophyceae; Mamiellales; Mamiellaceae. The transcript is spliced from 2 exons. Gene Ontology annotation, cellular component: cytoplasm. Bases 1 to 1998 code for a protein of 665 amino acids.